AUGAGGUUGACAUCACAAGUACUAUCCGAUGCACCAACAAUAAUUAACCCCGAGAAACAAGUGACACUUCUGCUUAGAAGCUUGAAAAUCCCUUAUCUCGAAAAUUUAGGUAUCACAAAGGAUACAUAUGAAGUAAUAGAUUUAACUGACAAUGAAUUGAUUGAACUAUCAAACUUUCCUAGGCUUAAGAAUUUGAAAGUAUUAUUAGUGGGAAACAAUAAUAUCACGGGUAUUAAUGAUGAUAAAUUGCCAAACAACUUACCUCAUCUUCAAUCUAUUUCAUUCAUUCACAAUAAUAUAAGCAAGUUUCUGGACGUUCGUAUCUUAUGUAGGUUCAAGAACUUGUCUAAUAUAACAUUCAUAGAAAAUCCUAUUACGGAUUCUCCUAAUUAUAGAUAUUUUAUCGUUUGGUUGAUUCCAACGUUGAAGGUAUUAGAUUUUUCAAAAGUUAAACAAAAAGAAUUAGUGAAAGCAAAAGAACUAUUCGGUGAGAGCAUAGAUGAUCCAUCUGAGCUAGCAUUGUCAAUGCUCGAGGAUAUAUCGACUACCGAAUCUAGGAAGAAUCAAAUUUCAUCAAAAGACAUUAGAAACCUUCAGGAUGUCGGGAAGAAAUUAACGGAUGAAGACAAGGCCAAAUUAUUGCAGGAGUUAGAAACCGCCGACAGUGUCGAAGAUAUUGAGCGAAUAGAAAGGGCAUUGCAUAAUGGGCAUAUGUGA
This is a messenger RNA of Debaryomyces hansenii CBS767, 717 nucleotides long. It is a transcript of the gene LEA1, whose product is annotated as U2 snRNP complex subunit. Gene Ontology annotation, cellular component: U2 snRNP. Gene Ontology annotation, molecular function: U2 snRNA binding. The coding region runs from base 1 to 717 and encodes 238 amino acids. The record is from RefSeq and is a predicted model, not a curated record. Gene Ontology annotation, biological process: mRNA splicing, via spliceosome. Lineage: Eukaryota; Fungi; Ascomycota; Pichiomycetes; Serinales; Debaryomycetaceae. The transcript has a single exon.